Lepisosteus oculatus (spotted gar) is the source of this 2133-nucleotide messenger RNA. It is a transcript of the gene rnf122, whose product is annotated as ring finger protein 122. NCBI's taxonomy places the organism in Eukaryota, Metazoa, Chordata, Actinopteri, Semionotiformes, Lepisosteidae. The record is from RefSeq and is a predicted model, not a curated record.
GGAAUUAUCGUGAGAGGCGAUAACAACUACAGCACGGGCUCGGAUAUUUUUUUUUCUCCCUUUCUUUACCCCCUGUUGUCUUAGGAGUGUAAUAUUCAAGAAGGUGUAUCACUGCAGCUUUUUUUUUCUCGUUUCACGACUUCCGCGGCACUGGGGGGAAAAAGAGAAAUCUACCCCAUGUAUAGACCUUGACGAGCGUGUGGCGAAUUGAAGGAGCUGCUUAACUGGGGAGGGGGGGUUCUUUGUUUAUAAACAAUUUCUUCUCCCACCGCCGAGAAGUAUCAGUGAUUUAUUGAUGCACCCGUUCCAGUGGUGUAACGGGUGCUUCUGUGGUCUGGGGCUGGUUUACACAAAUAAAUCGUGCACAAUGCCUCCAAUCACCUUCCAGGACCUUCCUCUGAACAUUUACAUGGUCAUCUUUGGAACAGGCAUUUUUGUCUUUGUCCUAAGUUUGAUUUUCUGCUGCUACUUUAUAAGUAAACUGAGACACCAGGCCCAGAGUGAGAGGUUUGGCUACAAGGAGGUUGUUUUAAAAGGGGAUGCCAAGAAGCUGAAUCUGCAUGGGACAUGUGCCGUUUGCCUGGAGGAUUUCAAGGUGAAAGAUGAGCUGGGAGUGUCUCCAUGCCAACAUGCCUUCCACAGGAAGUGUUUGGUAAAGUGGUUGGAGGUGCGAUGUGUCUGUCCGAUGUGUAACAAACCCAUCGCUGGGCCUCCAGAGCAGCACCAAAGCAUUGGGACACUACUGGAUGAACUGGUGUGAAGGGCUUCAGAAUUCAGACUGACACUAGACCACUCUCUGUAAGAUUAAAGGCAAAACUCCGCCAACCUCUUUCCUGUGCAUGACAAUACGAGUCAGCCCCAGAAUACCAUGCUCAAGUGAAAAAGAGAGCAGGCUGCAACACUGGACGCAAUCGGAAAAGAAAUAUAAAAUGCCAAGGAACAACAGUUAAAGCUCUCAGUAAGACGGGGAAGAGGAACAGGGACAAACAAACGGCAAGGGGGGAGGGUUUUUAAAGCAGCGCUUACUGUGCAUCUGUACAACAUACCUGGUCUGCAGACCUUUGUGCUGCUCUGAAGUCGAAUGGGGAAACUGGUUCAUUUUCAGAAAACCAGAAAUGGGCUAUACUGAUCUGGAGACAGGGGUCUGCCAACAUUACUACACAAUCAAGUUUUUUUAAAGACAAGAGAGCCCAUGAUAAGUGAUCACUUUUCUUUUGUUAACCUCUUGCUAAGAACUUUUUUUUAAAAUCAGAACUGACUUAACAAAAAGUGCAUUAAGUCUUAGUAACAUUUUGGUGUUUACUGAGAUUAACAGUUGUUUUAAUUGUUGCCAAACUUACAUUUUGUAUGGUUUGUAAUGAAAUCCUUUUCCCUAAAUAUCUUUAACUACAGCCAGUGACCACUGAUCUGAAAAAUGUAGUGUUUGCAAUGUAUGUCAAACAGGGUUGAAAUGCUUUGCAUUAGUCUACAGGCACUAAUCUAAGGAAAUGGACGGUCAGUUAUGUUUGCUGUCAUAUCCAAGGAUUGUGCCUAUAAAAAUGUAUUCCAUUUAAACAGGCAUAAAAUGGAAGGAAAUGACACAAACAUUAUAUACAGUACAUUUAAAAUUAAAAAGUAAUUGUGGCAUAGCUUCGAACAGAGAUUUGAAAGUAUCUCUGAUGGGACAAAGAUCUGCUUGUGAAGUGUCUGAGGUUUGUAAUGCACAUUGUCUGCCUAUCUGAUCCUGUCUCUCUGCUAGUGAAAACUACUAUGAGGUUGAGUUGCUUUUAUCCCUAAUGUUCUGUGUCGCUGAAAAAGACACGCUGAAGCCUUUUUUUUUAGAAAAAAAAUGGGUGAAAUCAGGAUAGGGCCAGAUAGUUCUUAAGUGUUCAGAUUGCUAACCUGCAUUUAUAUUGCACAUGGCUUUCAUUUUCCCCAAGGUGGCCACAAAAGAGCUCUAAAUGGGAAGUAAUGGGAAGCAACCGUUUUCUAAGUGGUUAAAUUCAGCUGCUGUUUGUGUACCGGGGUCGAGCAAGAGUCACUACCCGAGUAAUUUCUAUAACAAUUGUACAGUCUUUUAUUCCUUUGUUGUUGCAUUUGUUUAUUGCGUAAAUGUGAAAAUAAAACACAAAUUUGGAGAUGCUUCUUUUAAAA